AUUUAGGCCUACGCAAAAUAAAUUUAUUCCAAGACCUAAAGGUGGUUGUGAAUGGAUCGACCAAUGGGCGCGCUUCCAAGGAUGACGUCACCGACACGCCACUUCUCUCGACCAAUGGGAAGUAACGCGCGAGAUGACGUCAGGCGCACACACCUCUCAGCUGUCUCACCAAAACAACUCCAGUCAGUAAGCGUGCGAACGUGGACGAGAGAGGACGUGGCUGUAACUCUGUCCGCAUUUGAUUCGUGAACGCUGCGGGUGAUAAUUUUUGAAAAAGGAAAAAAAAAAAACAAAAAAACGGGGGUGAAUAAUUAGAAUCGCAAGAGACGCCUUUGAGAGAAGGGAGAAACGGAAGAUGAAUUUCUCCUUCGCGGGAUGUGGUUUCUUAGGCAUAUACCACGUUGGUGUGGCUUCUUGUCUCAAGAAAUACGCACCAAAUUUACUAGUAAAUAAGAUAUCCGGUGCUUCGGCUGGUGCACUUGCCGCCGUCUGCCUGCUGUGCGAUUCUCCGCUGGGCUCUCCUUUGCUCCGCCUUCAUCCCCGGCUUCAGCGGGUGGGCGUGUCCGAAAGUGGGCGGAGUCAGGUACAUCGACGGAGGCUUCACGGACAACCUGCCGGAGGUGGACGCCCACACGGUGACGGUGGCGCCCUUCUGCGGCGAGGCGGACAUCUGCCCCAAGGACAACACGGCCGGGCUCAUUACGGUCAGUCUGGCAAACACCAGCAUAGAACUAAGCAAAGAGAACCUGUAUCGCUUUGCUCGCAUUCUCUUUCCUCCUCCUCCUGAGGUGCUGAGUAAGAUGUGUCAACAGGGCUUCAAUGAUGCUCUCGACUUCUUGCAACGGAACAACCUCAUUAACUGCACACGAUGCCUGGCAGUUCAGUCUCGAUUCAAUCUGACGGAAACUCAUGAAGACACGCACCUAAGCCUCCAUGACAUGGACUGUAUCGACUGCAGCAGACAACGCAAUGAAGCCAUCCUAGACCAACUCCCCGAGGCUGUGGGCUGCAUCCUCCAGGACGCGAUCAACAAGGCCAACCAAGGGCUGAUGAACUGGGUCUUCAAGCACAGGUCUAUGAAGCUGCUCUCAGUCCUCACGCUGCCCUACAUCCUGCCCAUAGACAUUGCAUACGCGGCAUUCCUCAAGUUCAUGAGCUCGACACCCAGUGCAAGCGACCUCAAGACCCUAGGCAAGCAGAUCGUUGACCUUGUGCAGGCCCUCAUACAGUCCACCACCAAGUCGAGCCUAUACCACCACCACCACCACCACGACAGCAAGUUCUCCUGCCAGCUGGCCAUCACCGAGUUCUCUGGCGACACAGAGCUCCACAAUCGUCACAACUUUGACUUUACACUGGAUCUUGAUGACUUGGAAGGUGUUCCAGAGAGCCACAAGGAUGCGAUGGUUUUGGAGUCGGAGGCCCUGUCACAGGUGGCCCUCCGCUGUGCCGUCCGUUCCAUGUCGCGUCCCGGGUCCCGCAUGGCCUCUCGUGCUGCGUCCAGGGCUGUGUCAAGGGCCGUGUCGCGCCGUCCGUCCGUCAACGACCUCACAAAUCCGGAAGAGCUGGAGACUGCUUUACCCGUCACGACCACUGUUAUGAGCGAUGAUGCCUUCGAACAGAUUCUUGAUGUGACGACGCACCAGGAGGCUCUCAUGGCCUACUAUUACCUUGAUGACAAUAAUGAGGUUCGCGUCACGGAGAUCUUUGACAUGACGGAGGCUGACGGUGGUAAUGGAGGGGGACCCCACGAUGACAGCUAUGGGGGCAUUGAAAUUGACUCCGAGACGUGGCACUCUGAAGGGCACUGGUCGCAGAGGAGUAGGACCGACUCAAUGGGUUCUGAGGGUUAUCACGAGGGAGGUCUAAGCAUGUCAAUCCCUUCAGACACGGAAUCGGAACAUGGGCACAGGGUCAUGAGACAGCCCGAGUCUGAGCAGAUCUACUCCUCAUCGCCUAAACGCCGACCGUCAUAUGCCAUCAUUGAAUGAGAACGUGGCAUAGAAUCAGAGUUUUCCUCGCCGGGGUAAUUUCAUACCCAAGCUCUCUUUAAUUGGCCACUCAAGCUGUCUGUUUAGUAGGUGGCUCUCGCACCUGGCCAUUCAUUCUUUUGUUGGUCCUCUUAUCUAUUCAUUCAUUUGUCCGGUUGAUUGGUCGUUCCCGCGCUGGGGCAUUCUCUCGUUUAGUGGUUCUCUCAUUCGUUCAUUCAGUCCUUUGGUUGUUUGGUGAAUCAGUCAUUUUGAGAGAUCCCUCUUUAUCUUCCCAAGACUCCUAUGACUGCCAAAUGUGUGUUUGCUGUGUGUAUAUGUACAUAAGUCUUACUAUGAGAUUUUUUAAUCCUUAGAAUCAAUCUUUUAGGAAGGUUGAGCCCAAUCAAAUUUUUUUUCUUCUUUAUGUAUAUUAUAUAAAGAUGUUGGAGACUAAUCCCAUUGUAUAUUGUAUUUUGUAUACAUUUCUCACUUUCUGUAAAUAUUGUACAAGCUAAGCAUACAAAUUAAGGUUACAGGUGUGUAGAUAUUUAUUAAUAUUCUACUUUAUUAUUUAGAAGAUGUUUUCAAGUUUUGUCAUAUUUGAGAAACUAUAUAUAAUAUAGGUAAAAUUUUGAGUUUUUAUUUUUAUUUUUAUUCAUAUAUUUUUUCCAUUUACUGUGUAUUUUUUUUUUCCCUUUUACUCGAGGGGAAAGAAGAUACUGGUUUAGACUUGAGAUAAAAAGAAAAUAUAUAUAUAUAUAUUCUUGCUUAUAAUUUUCUGCUUUUGUAAUUGCCAGAUAAAUCUAUUUUUAUUUAUACCAAUUUUCACUUGAUUGCCAGAUUCCUUACACCUUCUGUUUGUUUCUUUGGAUUGUUUUCAUUAAUUGAUUUCUCUUAAUCUUCUGCUUAAAAGUGCUUUGUUAUCCAGUGAAUUAAGUUGUUCGCCAGAAUUAAAAGAAAUAAUAUGGAGAAUCAACUUAAAUUUCAGACCUAUUUCUGAAAUAUUAUAAAGGCUUAAAAAAGUCACAUCAAAUGUUAAACAUAUAUUGCGUUUGGUCGUAGUGAUAGAGUUAAGGGCGAUUGAUGAGAAUUAGGGACAAAUAUGAAGACGUACAUUACGUGGCUCAUGUCUUAGAUCAUUUCCUUUGGUCUCUCAAUCUUCGCCCAUUUUUCUUCUGUUACGGUAUUCCAUGUUAUUAUUGUUGUUAUUCUUUUAGAUAUUUGAUACGUCUUCUUAGGUUGGGUGGGGUGUGAGGAGGAAGUAGUCGGAUUCAGAAAGUCUUCUUGUUUUUUUUCUUGUUCUUUUCCUUUGUUUUAUUAUUUUUUUACUUGUUCUUUUUUAUGUUAUUCCUCUUUCUCUAUGUCUUCCACUUUCUUAUUCUACCUAUUCCUCAUUCUUCCUCUCCCUUUCCCUCUCCC
This is a messenger RNA of Penaeus monodon (black tiger shrimp), 3389 nucleotides long. It is a transcript of the gene bmm, whose product is annotated as patatin-like phospholipase domain-containing protein 2. Gene Ontology annotation, molecular function: triacylglycerol lipase activity. NCBI's taxonomy places the organism in Eukaryota, Metazoa, Arthropoda, Malacostraca, Decapoda, Penaeidae. Gene Ontology annotation, biological process: lipid homeostasis; triglyceride catabolic process. Gene Ontology annotation, cellular component: cytoplasm; membrane; lipid droplet. The record is from RefSeq and is a predicted model, not a curated record.